CCCUCACGAGCUUUGCAGGACUGGGAGUGGCUGGCUCAUUACAAAAGCAGCUUUUCCUCUCCUGGAAUUGACACCUCCUCGUCUGUUGUUGGGAGUGGACUGCACCCACCCUGAUUGAAUUGGCCCUGUCAACACAGGUUCUCUACUUGUGAGGAGAAAAAAGAAUGGAAAUCCUUCCAGAUGCAGCUUCUCUGGCAACAAAGCUGAAAAAUACUCUAAUCCAGUACCACAGCAUUGAAGAUGGUGAAUGGCGAAUUGCUAAGAAAACGAAAGAUGCAACUGUGUGGCGGAAGCUAUCAGAAGAAUUCAGUGGAUACCUCUACAAAGCUCAAGGAGUUGUGGAAGACAUUACCAACAGAGUAGUAGAUCACAUUCGUCCUGGACCUUAUAGACUAGAUUGGGACAGCUUAAUGACUACAAUGGACAUUGUUGAAAAGUUUGAGGAGAAUUGCUGUGUAAUGCGCUACACCACUGCUGGCCAGCUGUGGAACAUCAUUUCCCCAAGAGAGUUUGUUGACUUCUCUUACACAACUCAGUAUGAAGAGGGGCUUCUAACAUGUGGGAUAAGUCUAGACUACGGAGAGGUGAGACCUAAUUUUGUCCGUGGAUUUAAUCACCCCUGUGGCUGGUUCUGUGUCCCGCUUAAGGAUCGUCCUGACCAAAGUCUUUUGACGGGCUUCAUCCAGACUGAACUGCGAGGGAUGCUUCCUCAGUCUGCAGUAGAUACUGCUAUGGCUAGUACCGUGGCAAACUUUUACUCUGACCUCAGAAAGGCACUGAAAACAUAAAAGCAGCAAAGAAUCCUGUGGUACCUAAUAGACUA
This is a messenger RNA of Gopherus evgoodei (Goodes thornscrub tortoise), 823 nucleotides long. RefSeq names its product StAR related lipid transfer domain containing 4 (gene STARD4). Lineage: Eukaryota; Metazoa; Chordata; Testudines; Testudinidae. Gene Ontology annotation, biological process: cholesterol import; intracellular cholesterol transport; cholesterol transport involved in cholesterol storage. The coding region runs from base 165 to 788 and encodes 207 amino acids. The transcript has 7 exons. The record is from RefSeq and is a predicted model, not a curated record. Gene Ontology annotation, cellular component: endoplasmic reticulum; cytosol. Gene Ontology annotation, molecular function: cholesterol binding; cholesterol transfer activity.